Molecule: messenger RNA, 1242 nt
Organism: Polychytrium aggregatum
Lineage: Eukaryota; Fungi; Chytridiomycota; Chytridiomycetes; Polychytriales
Exons: 1
Coding region: 1-1242 (413 amino acids)
Molecular function (GO): protein binding
Source: RefSeq, a predicted model, not a curated record
AUGGGCUGGUGUUCUUACCUCGGCCGCGGAACACAGCAAGACGAACCCAGGGCCAACCAACUCCUUCGCGAGAGUAGGACUGCCGAAUUUCCAUUUGGCGAGAGCGCAAUCCAUGGAGAGGAAACGCAAUGUUCCUCCUCGACUGCCACCAGAUUCUUCCAACUGUGCCAGCUUGGAUCGAGUCACGACUGGUUCUGCAAGCACCUGGUUGCGCGCUGCUUGAUUGGCGGGUUCGGAACCACCAAGAACCAACAGCUCGCCGUGCGGUUGCUGCAAGUACUUGCGGACCAAGGCUACGCCAUCAGCCAUUACGUGCUUGCGGAUUGCUACCUGGGGGGUCUUGGCGUUCCCCUGGAUUAUGGGAAAUGCCUCCAGCUAUACCGCCGAGGUGCAGCUCAAGGCCACUUGUGGUCGAUUCUGAAUGUUGGGUUCCGUUACGCCAAAGGUCAAGGUGUCCCGAAUGACAUGACUCAGGCCGCUGAGUGGUAUCGCAAAGCUGCCGAGAGGGGAAUGGCGACUGCGCAGAACUGCCUCGGCAACUGCUACUACGACGGCCAAGGCGUCACCCAGGACUAUGCCAAGGCUGUCGAGUGGUUCACAAAGGCCGCCAAUCAGGGGAAUGCAACUGCUCAGAACAGCCUCGGCACCUGCUACUACGACGGCAAGGGUGUCACCCAGGACUAUGCCAAGGCUGUCGAGUGGUUCACCAAGUCCGCCAAUCAGGGGAAUGCAGAUGCUCAGAACAACCUCGGCAACUGCUACUACAACGGCAAGGGUGUCACCCAGGACUAUGCCAAGGCUGUCGAGUGGUUCACAAAGGCCGCCAAUCAGGGGAAUGCAACUGCUCAGAACAGCCUCGGCACCUGCUACUACGACGGCAAGGGUGUCACCCAGGACUAUGCCAAGGCUGUCGAGUGGUACACCAAGGCCGCCAAUCAGGGGAAUGCAGAUGCUCAGAACAACCUCGGCAACUGCUACUACAACGGCAAGGGUGUCACCCAGGACUAUGCCAAGGCUGUCGAGUGGUUCACAAAGGCCGCCAAUCAGGGGAAUGCAUGGGGUCAGAACAACCUCGGUAACUGUUACCAGUACGGUAAUGGUGUCACCCAGGACUAUGCCAAGGCUGUCGAGUGGUUCACCAAGGCCGCCAAUCAGGGGAAUGCAACUGCUCAGAACAACCUCGGCGAUUGCUACUACAGCGGCAAGGGUGUCCCCAAGAACACCUCCACUGCUAGACUGUGA